AUGAUGAUCACUUUUGCUCUGUUAUCCCUAGUUUGUGUGACGUUCAGCCAAGACAUCUAUCCAGAUGUGUGGCAUGCUGUUAUCGACGAAUCAACUGUUGGGAACAAACGAGUAUUCGUCACUGGUGACGUCCACGGGAAUUUAGGUCCUUUUAUGACGCUAAUGAGGGAAGCAAAUCUUCUCUCCCCAGAUGGCAGCACUAUCGCUGAUGAUGCUAUCGUUAUCGUUUGUGGAGAUCUCGUCCAUAGAGGGCCACAGAGUCUCGAAUUUGUGAGACUAGUCAAAGACACACCUAACUUGUACGCAGUUAGGGGGAACAAUGACGACAACCAAAUGGAAUUUCCCACUGACGAAUGGACUGAUAGAGCGACUGAGGAAGACUGGGCCUUCAUGAAACAACUGCCUUAUACCAUUAGAGUCCCCACACACAAUAGUAUAGUAGUACAUGCUGGACUUUUACCAGGAAAAGAACUACAAGAAAAUACAGUGUUUGAGAUGACGCGCAUGCGUAAUAUACUCGAAAACGUAGACGGUAAUUGGGAGGCUAUAGAGGAUACCACAAUCGGAUAUAAUUGGGCAAGACGAUGGGAUGGUAAUAUGCACAUAUUCUUCGGACAUGUCGCAAGAAGGGGUGUAGAUUCAGAUGGAAACCCUCGAGUGAGAUUUUACGAGAACACAACGGGACUUGACACGAACUGUGGACGAGGGGUCGCAUUGAGCGGUGUCUUUAUGCCUGCAACAGAAACACCAACGGUUUACUCAACCCCGUGUGAAAUACCAGUGUUGUGAAAUAGACCCAAUGUUUCAGAAGUUAUACAUGUAGAUAUAUAUACAUAGAUUUUUUAAAAACUAAUAUUUUUAGAGAAAUAUGUUUAGUUUAAUUUUGGAAUUCAGAGAAUGGCACCUAGAACUAAUGCACCGACGAUAAUAUUACAAAGUGGGCAAAAGAUGCCCCAAGGAACC
This is a messenger RNA of Owenia fusiformis, 963 nucleotides long. NCBI's taxonomy places the organism in Eukaryota, Metazoa, Annelida, Polychaeta, Sabellida, Oweniidae. The record is from the annotation of a GenBank genome assembly.